This is a messenger RNA of Acyrthosiphon pisum (pea aphid), 1916 nucleotides long. RefSeq names its product mitochondrial chaperone BCS1. The transcript is spliced from 9 exons. The record is from RefSeq and is a predicted model, not a curated record. The coding region runs from base 494 to 1768 and encodes 424 amino acids. NCBI's taxonomy places the organism in Eukaryota, Metazoa, Arthropoda, Insecta, Hemiptera, Aphididae. Gene Ontology annotation, molecular function: ATP binding; ATP hydrolysis activity.
UUUUAAAUAAUCCACAGUUUUUUGUACUUUUGUCGUAAUUAAUAGAUUUACAGAUAUAAUAAUAUUACAGUGCUUUAAGCUUUAAAAUAUACGUAAUAUUAUACGAAACUUCGAAGGACGACCAUUGGAUAGGGACAACAAACAAUAGUAAUUACUAUGUAUAAUAGCCACGUCCAAUGAUGAUAAUUUGAUUUUGUUGAUUUGGAGUACCUAUUGGACGACAGUUUUGCAUCACAAGACACGAAUCUUGCCGCAAGCAGCGAUGUCGUCGUUAUUUUAAUAAUGAUAAUAAAUACAGAUACGAGUUGUUAUGGCAUUUCGGCCUCAGAACCAGAUUUACUUGAACAUGUGUUCGCCGGCGUUCGGCUCGUGGUCGAACUUCGAAGUCGCAUGAGCGGACUCGGUGUUUGGACAAACGGUUGUCACGCUGAAAUUCAGUAGUUGUUGAUUGUGCUUGGAAAUCCACUGCAGCAGCCAAUGUAAAAGUGCGCAGAUGUUGAAGCACUUUACGGUGGCCACUGUUUCCAAUAAGACCGUAACCAAGGUUGUGGGACUAGUCGGCCUGAGCCUGGCGUCGAUGGUCAUCGACGAGGCGAUAGGACUGAUUAAACAGUAUGUUUGGCGUAACUACGUCACCGAACUUGAAGUUUCCAACACAGACAAGUCUUACAAUUGGCUACUGCAGUGGAUUUCCAAGCACAACCAACAACUACUGCACUUCAGCGUGACUACCGUUUGUCGAAACACCGAGUCUGCCCAUGCAACUUCGAAGUUCGACUACGAGCCGAACGCCGGCGAACACAUGUUCAAGUACAAAGGUCAUACGAUACGCGUAAAACGUGAUCGCAGCACGAUACUGUCCAGCGAGUACGGUUCUAGACCGUUCGAGACGCUUAACUUAUCUACUUGGGGUCGAAACAGACAAGUGAUGAAUGAAAUUCUGGAAGAGGCCAGGUUAUACGCCAUGUCCAUCAUGGAGUCAGGCACCACUCUGAUGGUGCCCUCGUACGACACGUGGCAUAACUUCGGCGAGCCCCGUGCGCCACGGUCAUUGUCGUCCGUUAUACUCGACGAGGGCGUGAUUGAAAACAUACUUAAGGACAUACACAACUUUGUGGACGACAAGUCUUGGUACCUAGAUAGGGGAAUACCGUACCGUAGGGGUUACCUGCUCUACGGGCCGCCGGGUUGUGGCAAAACAUCUUUGAUCAUGGCGCUGGCUGGCGAUAUCAAGUAUAACUUGUGCGUGUUAAGCCUGAACGACUCUAAAAUGUCCGACGAUCAACUCGUUCAAUUGAUGGGAGAAGUGCCGUCCAAGUCGUUCGUGCUCCUGGAAGACAUAGAUGCGAUGUUCGCCAAUAGAGACGGAAAAACCGUCAUAGAGGGCAGUACUAAAGUGACGUUGAGCGGUUUGCUAAAUGCUCUCGAUGGUGUCGUAUCAUCCGAAGGCCGAAUACUAUUUAUGACAACUAACUACGUCGAUAGGUUGGAUUCUGCUCUGAUUCGAUCUGGCCGAGUGGAUUUUAAACAAUACAUUGGGACAUGUUCAGAUCAUCAAUUAUCACAAAUGUUCAUUAGGUUUCGUCCAGAAGGUACAGAAGACGACAAGAAGAGAUUUGUGGAAGAUAUAAAAAAAUAUAACAAACCAGUCAUCCCUGCUCAUUUACAAGAAUUUUUUUUGGUACACCGUCAUAAAGAACUAAAUUAUGUGUUUGAACAUAUAAACGAUUUAUGGCAGAAUGUACAAGACAUUCAAUUAACAGAGUAACAACAAUAAUAUUCAUAGUAUUAAUUUAAAAAUAAUAAUAAUAAUAAUAAGUUAAUUUUUUAUGUACAGAAAAAUACCAAGUACAUAAAAAACCAAUGUUCAGUCCAAUAGAAAUUUUUGAGCACAAUAAAAGAAAGUGUCAUGAAUA